ACCACUCUAGCUACCUCAGCUCCACGCAGAACUCGCCCGGUCAAUGGCUCUGACCAACGGCGACGGGGUCCAUUGACUUCCUUCCUAUAGACUUUCGCCAUUGCCAGCUCGAGCUCGUGAACGCACGCGCGCUCCACUCCACUGACAGCAAUGGAUUCCCUCGCGACGUCCACGGCCCGGAGAUGGGCGCUCUGCUCCCUCCUCUGCCUCUGCCUCUUCUCCGCGGGCCUCCUCCUCGGCUCCCGCCCCUUCUUCUUCCCCGCGCUGCUGCCGCCGCCGUGGGAGCACUUCUCCAGGCUGCAGCAGCCCGCUCCCCGUCCUCCUCCUCUUCUUUUUCAUCAUCAUCACCAUCAUCAUGCUGCUGCCUACCAUUACCACGACGACUCCAUGGCGCCAGCGCCGGACGCCGGCCCCGGAGAUCUUGGCAGGGAGGAGGAGAAGCAAGACGAGGAGCCGGCGGCGUCAGCGCCCUCUCCCCCUCGUGCUGCUGCUGCUUACCAUGACCACGACGACUCCACGGCGCCAGCGCCGGACGCCGGCUCCGGAGAUCUCCGCAGCGAGGAGGAGGAGCAAGAAGAGGAGCUGGCAGCAUCAGCGCCGGCGCCCGCGCCGGCAUCGGACGGCGACGGAGAGGGGAGGGAGUGCGACCUGUUCGACGGGAGCUGGGUGCGCGACCCGGCGAGGUACCCGCUGUACGAGGCGGCGGAGUGCCCGUUCCUCAGCGACCAGGUGACCUGCCGGAGGAACGGCCGCCCGGACGCCGGCUACGAGCAGUGGCGGUGGCAGCCGAGGGGGUGCGGCGGCGCCGUCGGGAGGAUCGACGGCUCCGGGGCGCUGGAGCAGUGCCGGAACAGGCGGCUCGUGUUCGUGGGCGACUCGCUCAACAGGAACAUGUGGGAGUCGCUGGCCUGCAUCCUCUACACGGCGCUGCCCGACCGCUCGCGGGCGCGCGUCCACCACCUCAGCUCCGAGCACAAGAUCUUCCGCGCCAUGGAUUACAAUUGCUCGGUGGAGUUCUUCUGGAGCCCGUUCCUGGUGCAGCUUGAGACCAAGCCGGACCGGACCAAGGUGCUCAAGCUGGACCAGCUCCCAGCCAUGCUUCAGCAGGUGAUCGGGGCAGACGUCCUCGUCUUCAACACCGGCCACUGGUGGACGCACACCGGCAAGCUCAGGGCCUGGGACCACCUGGAGAGAAACGGAAUGCUCGUCAAGAUGGAAGGAGAGGAGGCGUUCAGCAGAGCACUGAGGACAUGGGCGAGAUGGGUGGAUCACAACGUGGACCAGACCAGAACCAGGGUCUUCUUCCGAAGCGUCUCGCCUGAACACAAAGGUGCAAACUGGUGCUACAAUCAGACGGCCCCCAUCGCCGCGGACGAAGCAAUCGUUCCAUGGUUCCCGAAGAGCAUGGUGUCCAUCGUCGAGGGGAGCAUACGGAGCAUGAGGACGCGCGCCGCAUAUCUCAACAUCACCCGUCUUUCCGAGCUCAGGAUCGACGCGCAUCCUUCGGUAUACUCGAUCAACAGGGACGGGAAGCCUCUGACGCUGGAGCAACGGCAGCAGCCAAUCAUUUAUGCUGACUGCAGCCAUUGGUGCCUGCCAGGGUUACCUGAUACUUGGAAUGUGCUUUUGCUUGCUUCCUUGAUGAGACAUCCCUCAUCCAAUGUAAACUUGUAGCUAGGCUUGUAGGAUGAGUAAAAUGCUGUAGUUAUAAGACGCAAUCUAGCUAGGCUGGUAUACUCUGUCUGGUUCCGGUUGACUAAUGCAUGGUGGGGAAAUGAGGCUGAAA
Molecule: messenger RNA, 1786 nt
Organism: Aegilops tauschii subsp. strangulata
Lineage: Eukaryota; Viridiplantae; Streptophyta; Magnoliopsida; Poales; Poaceae
Product: protein trichome birefringence-like 42
Cellular component (GO): Golgi apparatus
Molecular function (GO): O-acetyltransferase activity
Source: RefSeq, a predicted model, not a curated record